GCGGACGUUGCAGGUUUCCAAUGACCCAUCGCCGCGAAUAGUCCGCUCCAGUGAAAUUUUCAGAAACAAAUUAGGGACUCCUUUAAUGUAAAAAGUGUUUGAAAAAUAUACAACGGAAUUUGCAAGCUUUUUAUGUAGAAAGAGUGUGAUAUAUAGGCGGGAUAUAGUGACACACAACUGGGAAAAAUCAAAUCAAAAUGGAUAGCUUUGCAGCAGUAGCCACACAACUGGGGCCGCAUUUUGCAGCCCUCUCCAAUGGAUCGGUGGUGGAUAAGGUCACACCCGAUAUGGCGCAUCUCAUCAGCCCGUACUGGAACCAGUUCCCCGCCAUGGACCCCAUCUGGGCAAAGAUCCUCACGGCCUACAUGAUCAUAAUUGGAAUGAUUUCCUGGUGCGGAAAUGGCGUGGUGAUCUACAUCUUUGCCACCACAAAAUCACUGCGCACUCCUGCAAACCUCCUGGUCAUCAAUUUGGCCAUCUCCGACUUUGGCAUCAUGAUUACCAACACCCCGAUGAUGGGCAUCAAUUUGUACUUUGAGACCUGGGUCCUCGGGCCCAUGAUGUGCGACAUUUAUGCGGGCCUGGGCUCCGCCUUUGGCUGCAGCUCCAUUUGGUCCAUGUGCAUGAUCUCCCUGGAUCGUUAUCAAGUCAUUGUCAAGGGCAUGGCCGGUCGGCCGAUGACCAUUCCACUGGCAUUGGGCAAGAUUGCCUACAUCUGGUUCAUGUCGAGCAUUUGGUGCCUGGCCCCCGUCUUCGGCUGGAGCAGGUAUGUGCCGGAGGGUAAUUUGACAUCGUGCGGCAUUGACUACUUGGAGCGCGACUGGAAUCCACGCUCAUACCUGAUCUUCUACUCGAUCUUCGUCUACUAUAUCCCGCUCUUCCUUAUCUGCUAUUCCUAUUGGUUCAUCAUUGCUGCCGUUUCCGCUCACGAGAAGGCCAUGCGGGAGCAGGCCAAGAAAAUGAAUGUCAAGUCGCUGCGUUCCUCCGAGGAUGCCGACAAGAGCGCCGAGGGCAAGCUGGCCAAAGUGGCUCUGGUCACCAUUUCGCUGUGGUUCAUGGCGUGGACUCCUUACCUAGUCAUCAACUGCAUGGGACUGUUCAAAUUUGAGGGUCUCACUCCACUAAACACCAUCUGGGGUGCCUGCUUUGCCAAGUCGGCGGCCUGCUACAAUCCCAUUGUCUAUGGCAUUAGCCAUCCCAAGUAUCGCUUGGCUUUGAAGGAAAAGUGCCCUUGCUGUGUCUUCGGCAAGGUCGACGAUGGCAAAUCGAGCGAUGCCCAAUCGCAGGCCACCGCCAGCGAAGCUGAAUCCAAGGCAUAAGCAAAAACAUUUAUCUUACAACAGCAACAACAACAGCAACAAAAGCAACAACUUACAACAACAACAUACAACAACAAGAUCAAGAACAACAAGAACAACUGCAGCAACAGAACGAAACGCUUUCGAAUAACAACUUCAAACAAAGGGGGAAAGAACAACAAUCGCUCCGCUAUGAAAAAAUGUGUAAAUUUCUUGCCUCUAACCAACAUCUAAAAGCAACAAAUGUUUAUAAAAAAAUCAAAUUAUUAUCAAACAACUACUGCAAUGUCACUAAAGACGAAACCAAAAAAACCUUAAACAAAAAAAAAAAUAAAUGCAAACGAACUAGAAAAGUUA
This is a messenger RNA of Drosophila subobscura, 1655 nucleotides long. RefSeq names its product opsin Rh1 (gene ninaE). Gene Ontology annotation, biological process: phototransduction; visual perception; G protein-coupled receptor signaling pathway. The record is from RefSeq and is a predicted model, not a curated record. Bases 198 to 1319 code for a protein of 373 amino acids. Gene Ontology annotation, molecular function: G protein-coupled receptor activity. NCBI's taxonomy places the organism in Eukaryota, Metazoa, Arthropoda, Insecta, Diptera, Drosophilidae. Gene Ontology annotation, cellular component: membrane. The transcript is spliced from 5 exons.